CCACAACUCUCUGCCAACACCCCCACAACGCCAGCUCUCUGCCAACACUCCCCCACAGCCACAACUCUCUGCCAACACUCCUCUUCAACGCCAACUCUCUGCCAAUACUCAUCUUCAACGCCAGCUCUCUGCCAACACCUCGGCACAGCAACAACUCUCUGCCAACACUCUUCCACAACGCCAGCUCUCUGCCAACUCUCUUCUACAGCAACAACUCUCUGCCAACACUCCUCUUCAACGCCAGCUCUCUGCCAACUCUCUUCCACAGCAACAACUCUCUGCCAACACCCCCACAACGCCAGCUCUCUGCCAACUCUCUUCCACAGCAACAACUCUCUGCCAACACCCCCACAACGCCAGCUCUCUGCCAACUCUCUUCCACAGCAACAACUCUCUGCCAACACUCCUCUUCAACGCCAGCUCUCUGCCAACACCUCGGCACAGCAACAACUCUCUGCCAACACCCCCCACAACGCCAGCUCUCUGCCAACACUCUUCCACAGCAACAACUCUCUGCCAACACCCCCACAACGCCAGCUCUCUGCCAAAACUCAUCUUCAACGCCAGCUAUCUGCCAACACCUCGGCACAGCAACAACUCUCUGCCAACACUCUUCCACAGCAACAACUCUCUGCCAACACCCCUCUUCAGCGCCAACUCUCUGCCAACACUCUUCCACAGCAACAACUCUCUGCCAACACUCCUCUUCAACGCCAACUCUCUGCCAAUACUCAUCUUCAACGCCAGCUCUCUGCCAACACCUCGGCACAGCAACAACUCUCUGCUAA
This is a messenger RNA of Trichomonas vaginalis G3, 788 nucleotides long. RefSeq lists its product as uncharacterized. The transcript has a single exon. The record is from RefSeq and is a predicted model, not a curated record. Lineage: Eukaryota; Parabasalia; Trichomonadida; Trichomonadidae. The annotation marks the transcript as partial.